Saprolegnia parasitica CBS 223.65 is the source of this 3552-nucleotide messenger RNA. RefSeq lists its product as hypothetical. The transcript is spliced from 9 exons. The coding region runs from base 1 to 3501 and encodes 1166 amino acids. Gene Ontology annotation, molecular function: RNA binding; ATP binding. Lineage: Eukaryota; Oomycota; Saprolegniomycetes; Saprolegniales; Saprolegniaceae. Gene Ontology annotation, cellular component: intracellular anatomical structure. The record is from RefSeq and is a predicted model, not a curated record.
AUGAACGCUCCGCGGACGGAGUACCAUGUCAUGCAGGGCUCUGUGCCCGACGUGACGACGGAGGCCGGGCGCCAGCUCAUGGACCAGGUCGCCGCAAUGGACAGCGGCGCCAUGAUGACGGACGGCGCGCCGUACGAUGGGCGUGGCUUCUUGGACCCGUCGGACCGGCUGUACCUCGUCGAGCAGGCGCAGGCCGGCCGCGAGAAGGAGGAGCGCGAGCGAGCUCUGGAGAAGGACGCGGUCCGAUCGUUCUACGAGUUCCAGAGGAAAGAAGGCGCGAAACCGCGGCUCCAGGAGGUCCCAGACCUCGUCGAGAAACCUGUGCUCCCCACAACGGCGCCGAUCGUCAUCGUGCCCAAGAAGAAGAAGAAGACGACCAAGCGCGUGGCGGCGCCGAAAGCAGCGCCGCGCGCCAAGAAGACCAAGACGACCCAGCCAGCGCUCGUCGGCUAUGGCUCGAGCAGCGAAUCCGAAUCCGAAUCCCCAAAAUCGCGCGGGCCGCCGAUCGCGCUCUCGGAAGAGUUUUGCAUGGACAUUGCCACGCAGCUGAAGGAGCUCAUGAACGACCCGUCAAUUCCGCACGUCGUGUUUCCGAGCUCGCUCGACAACACGGAGCGUCGGUACAUCCACACGGUCGCGAAGAAGUACGGGCUCUUCUCCAAGAGCAAAGGCAAGGGCGACGACCGCUUCAUCCACGUGAGUCGCGCCAAGACGACGGUCAACAUGGAGACGAUCUCGCUGCGCAUCUCGCCGGCGCCUCUGAGCGUCUCGAUGGACACGCUCCAAGAGAUGCAGGACGUCUUGGCGCUUGAUGCACCCUCGCCAGAUCGCGCUCAAAUGGCCAUGCCGCCGCCGUUCCGCAAGCCGCGAGCGGCGUUCAAGUCGGCGUUCCCGCCCGUGGCGCCGCCGCACAAGUACACGAGCUCCCAGCGCGCGCUGCCGGCGCACGCGCACCGCGACGAGAUUCUGGCGCUCGUGCAGAAGCACCAGGUGGUCGUUGUCGCCGGCGACACGGGCUGCGGCAAGUCGACGCAGCUGCCGCAGUUCCUCAUGGACGCGCCGGGCCCGGCGCGGCGCAUCGUCGUGACGCAGCCGCGACGCAUCUCGGCCAUCACGCUCGCCGAGCGCAUUAGCGACGAGCGCAGCCUCGAGGUCGGCAAGGAGGUCGGGUACUGCAUUCGGCUCGAUGCCAAGUACUCGCACGCCGCGACGCAGCUCAUCUUUGCCACGACCGGCACGCUCCUGCGCUGGCUCGGGAGCGAUCCGCUCGGGAAGCAGUUUACGCACAUCGUCGUCGAUGAGGUCCACGAACGCGACAAGGACACGGACUUUCUUCUCGUCGUGCUCAAGCUCAUCCUGCCGCUGCGCCCGGACUUGCGCGUGAUCCUCAUGAGCGCGACGAUCCAGGUCGACAAGUUCUCGGCCUACUUUAAUCAGUGCCCGAUCGUGAGCAUCCAAGGCCGCAUGCACCCCGUGCAAGCGUGCUUCCUCGACGACGUGCUCCUGCUCCUCGACAGCUCCGUGCCGAGCAGCAAGACCAAAGCGUCGACCAAUGAGCGGCCGAAGAAGAAGCAGCGGGCGCUCGACGCGUCCUGCGUCAUGUGCGGCAAGUGCGACUUUGCGGACGAAGGGGACUUUGGCAUGCACGUCGCCACGUGCUUUGGCGGGCAGUGGGUACCGCCGACGGCGACGCCGGACGAGGCGCUGCUCCUCUCCAUGCCUGCGGACGAAGACAUGGAAGCGCCCGUGGACGACGCGGUCCUCGAAGGCUCGGUCUGCGACCAAGUGGCGCGACGCCUCGCCGCCAAGCGCGCGCACGCCAAGCCCAGCGUCAUCGACAACCUCGUGUCUUCAUACCAGCUCUCGCAAGACGCGCUCGGCAUCGACGGCGGCGUCGACGUGGACCUGGUGGUGCGGCUCUUGGGCCACCUCAUGUCCGUGUCGUACGGCGAGGGCGCGAUCUUGGUCUUCCUGCCUGGCUGGGACGACAUCCAAGCCAUCGCCGACGUCCUCGACAUGCAGCCUGUCUUCCGCAAGUGCAUGAUUGCGAUCCUGCAUUCGCGCCUCUCGCCACAGGAGCAGAAGCGGGCGUUUGCGCGGCCGCCCAAGGGGGCGCGCAAGAUCAUUUUGGCGACCAACAUUGCCGAGACCAGCGUGACGAUCGAAGACGUUGUUUACGUCAUCGAUACGUGCAAGUCGAAGCAGUCCAAGCUCAUCAACGGCUACAGCGCGCUGCACACCGAGUGGGUGAGCGACGCCAACUGCAAGCAACGCCGCGGCCGCGCCGGCCGUGUCGCGCCCGGCGUCUGCUUUCACCUGCUCACGCGGCAGCGGUUCGAGUCGCUGCCGGCCUUCUUGACGCCCGAGCUGCUCACGACGUCCCUCGAAGACUCGGUCUUGGCCAUCCAGAUGCUGCAGUGGCAGUCAGGCGACUCGCUCGGCUUCGAGUCCAUUGGCGAGUUUCUGAGCCUCGCGCCCGACCCGCCGCUGACCCACGUGGUCGAGGGCGCGAUCGCGUCCUUGCAGGCGCUCGGCGCGCUCAACUCGGACGAGUCGCUCACGUACCUCGGGUGGGAGCUCUCGCAGAUGAGCCUCUCGCCAGCGAUCGCCAAGACGCUGCUGCUCAGCACCUUCCACGACGUCGCCGCGCCCAUCUUGUACUCGGCGUGUGCGCUCAGCUACCGCGAGCCGUUCGAGUCGGAGCUCGGGACGUCCGGCGCGCAGCGCAACCAGCGCCGGCUCGUCAAGGCGUCGCUCGCGAGCGGCCACGAGAGCGACCACUGGGUGCUGUACGCAGCCAUCUACGGCUUCCUCCUCGCGUCCGACCGCGACCGCUCGCACUACUGCCGCGCCAACGGCUUGCUCCAGCCCGUCUUGUUCCACACGUCGGGCGUCAUCAAGCAGAUCGAGGUCGAGUUCACGAGCCUCGGAUACGCGAUCCCGCCGCCUAUGGGCCCGCCGAGCCCGCCGAUGGCCAUGGCCGUCCUCGCCAGCGGCCUGUAUCCGAACCUGAUGUACCGCGACGUUGGCUCGGUCCACUACACGACCAAGGACAAGUUCAAGGUGCGUCGCGCCGGUGCGUCGGUCCUCUCGCCCAAGAAACCCACAAGCCGCGAGUGGGUCGUCUUCCACGACAUGAUGCAGACCGAGCACGCGCGCACGGCGCAGGUGAUGACCAAGGUGCAUCCGUUCACGCUGGCGCUCCUUGUCGGCGCGUCGGCCGUUCUCGAAGAGCUGCCCGACGUCGACGACGAUGACAAGAAGAAGGACGACGAUGAGGACGAGGCGGCGUUUCUCGACGGCGUCAUCGUUGUCAUUGACGGCUGGAUCGCGCUGCAGAUGGAGCGCGAGGUGGCCACGCUCGUGCUGCGACUGCGCCAGCGCCUAAGCGACGCCUUCCUCAACUACGUCGCGGCCAAGAGCCACGCCUCGCUCUCUCCCGCCGACGCCGCGCUGCUUCACGCCGUGGCGUCGUGGGUCGGCCGCGAGACGCAGCGCUAGACUCUAUCAUCAUCCAGACGCAUGGGUGUAGUACAUGUGAUUCUUCUUAGA